GAGUCACUUCCGGCCUGGCGCUGGGGAGGGAGGAGUGGAGGCGGGAUCUCAGGUCCGACGGAAGGCGGAAAUGGGUGUGCGGCGGCGGUGACAGCUCUGGGGCUUCCCUCCUGCCCCUCCCACUCCCAUCAGCCUCCGAGCAGGCGCAAUAGGCCUCUGGGUCGCGCCAAGGAUGGUCGUGCAGCCCUGAGGCGGCCCCGGUCACCCUCACGGCUCAGCGCUCGGCCUCGGCCUGCCCGUCGCUCCUAGCAGCGCGGUUGUCUUGCGUCUCUUGUAUUCCUCUUCCCCUUUGGCCCCUGCACGGCUCGGCGGUAGCAAUGCCCCGUUAUUGCGCCGCGUUUAGCUGUAAGAACCGCCGAGGACGAAACAAUAAAGACCGGAAACUGAGUUUCUACCCGUUUCCUCUUCAUGACAAAGAGAGACUUGAAAAAUGGUUACGGAAUAUGAAACGUGAUACAUGGGUUCCCAGUAAAUACCAGUUCCUGUGCAGUGACCAUUUUACUCCUGACUCUCUUGACAUCAGAUGGGGCAUUCGAUAUUUAAAACAAACUGCUGUACCAACUAUUUUUUCUUUACCUGAGGACAGUCAGGAAAAAGAUGAUGCAAAAAAUAAGCCUCAGGAAAAAAAAGCAGAAGAUGAGAGAGAAAUAUGCCUAAUGGUAAAGUCAGAAGAAUUAUCUGCACAAAUGGAACCAAAGAAAAAUAUAGUAAGCACAGAAAAUUUUGCUGGAAGUACAAAUUUACUUUAUUCAUCCUCUUUGAGUGAACCACUACAAAAGGAUAAGCCACCAGUUUCCAGUAUGGAAAAUCCACAUAAUGGCACAUUAACUAUUAAUUCUCCAAUUCCACAACAUAUUGAAAAACCAAAUCCUGUUUUAGAAACAGCAGUUGUCCAGGAUAUAGAAGUCAGUAGCUUUCAUACUUCUCUUGAGAACCUCUUAAAUACUACAGCUGCUACUCUGAAUGUCUCAGAUCCAGAGCAUGUGCAUCUCUCUGUGGAACCCAGUAAUAUAGUUGAAACAGCUAUAGAUCAUCUCUCUAAUCCAGAUAUCACAGAUAUUUCUGUGUCAACACAGGAAAAUACUGUCUUACUGAGUACCAUUACUCAGACAAUUGAAGAGCUGAACACAGAUGAAGAAUCAGUUAUUACCAUUCUAGUGCCUACUGAAAACUCUAAGCCAUCUACCAGUUCAUUCAUGCCAACAGAGCAAGAGAGCAUAGAUGUGGAAGAUGUAGAUAUUGAAGACUCCUUAUAUGAUGACACAGACUAUGGAAUUGAAGUACUACAAAGUGAGCACUCUUAUUGCAGGCAAGAUAUUAACAGGGAACUUCUUUGGCAAAAAGUUACCAAACUACAUUCAAAGAUAACCCUUCUUGAACUACAGGAGCAACAAACUCUAGGAAGACUCAAAUCUCUAGAAACUCUUAUAGGCCAGCUAAAACAAGAAAACUUGCUAUCUGAAGAAAAACUCAAGAUUGUAGAAAAUUGUUUCACAACAUUUGAAGUUACUAUGAUAGAAUAAAAACUUUUUAGAAGCCAUGAUUUUAUAUAAGAUCAUUACAAACUGUUUGAUUAUCCCUGAUUUAUUUACAAGGUGACCUAUUUUCCAGCAUGAAUCUCAUACUCUUAAUGAUGUUUAUGAAAAUACAAUGUCAUAAAAGCCCUCUUGUUUUCAUAAAAUCCAGAAUUAGGAAAUUGCCAUUUAAAGUGAUUAGCUAAGAAGCACAAUGAGUGAAACUGGAAAAAAAAACAUUUAAAUAUUUGUAUUUUAGCCUAAGGAAGCAUUUGUGACAAAUUCUCUCAUUUGAUUCUAAUACUCCACAUGCUAACAUUGUGGAGGAGCAACAUCUUUUUUAUUUUUUAUUUUUUAUUAUUUUUUUUUUUGCAGGGGGGGAAGGCAGGGCAAUUGGGGUUAAGUGACUUGCCCAAGGUUACACAGCUAGGUCAGUCAGGUACUCCUGAUUCCAGGGCCGGUGCUGUACUCACUGCGCCACCUAGCUGCCCCUAGAGGGGCAACAUCUUAUGGUAAUUAUAUAAUACUUAAUUUAUUGUAAGAUAUGGCUGAAUUCUAAAGAUUGAGCUCCUAUUCUGUGAAGUGAGAAGAACAGUAAAAUGGGAGUCAGUAAGCCUGUGAUGUCACAUAGCUUUCUCUUGGCUAGCUGUGUAAACUUGGAAAAUCACACCUGUAUUUCAGGUGUCUCAUCUGUAAAAUAAGGGAAUUAGAUCAAGGGAUCUUGUCAGCUCUAAAAUUCUGUUCCUGUGAGACCCUUCCUUACUAAAGAGCAUUAUAAACAGAUUUACUUCAAAGAUAUUUUACGAUGCAUCUUGAUCAUAGUUAUUGCUUUUGUUGUCUGGAUAGCUAAGUAUUUACUUUUAUAAGAAUUCCUGUGUGGUUUAACCUUUCAACUGCAAUUCAUUUCUUUAAUAAAGUGUGUCCCAGGAUUGUUUUGUUUUCAUUUGAACUGCAUUGUAAACUGGGCACCACCUUUACACAGUGCCCAGUUGUGUUCUUGGGAUAAGAUUCUCUUAAACCUUAAGCAUUACUUCUUAAGUUAUAAAUAUACCUUGUGUGGUUGGCCAUUGUAAUAGUCAUCUAGGAGCUUAAUAAAAGACUACCAGCUGUAUCUUUCUAUUUCAUAAAUACAAGGGAUAACUUAAUAAAUGGGGAAAAAAAUUAAGCACAAUUUUCAUAAUACUCAUUCCAUAGUAUUCGCUCCUUAAUGAGUAUUAAUUGACUUUUUUUUUAAUUGCUUGUAUGUUGGGCAUUCCAAAUAAUGUUUUUGUUUCUUGGGACACUGGUAUAAUAAUGAACAUCAUUCCCACUCAUCUUCAUUUUAAUUUGUUGUGUUUAACCUGUAAUCAAGAAAUUUAAGGAAAUUGAUAAAAUAUAUUGGGAAACGAAGUUGAAAGAAGAGAAUCAUACAAAUAAAAAUUGCUUUUAGAUAGCAUGAGAAAAUUAGUAGAAAAAACUAAAGUAGGAACGUAAUGACUUGAAGGAAAUAACUAAAAGCUUGAAAAAUAGCUAAUGUACUCUGAAAUUAAUAGUCAACUUGAUUGAUAAAUGUUGAUGAAGGAAUAUCCAUGACAGUAUGAAGUAUGGUAUAUUUUAUUUUGGAAGGCAAAUAAUCACUUUUGUCUCUUCUAGCCCCAUAAAUUCUAUGCUUAUUUUCCAACAGAUAAUUUCUUAGUUGUCGUUUUCUUAAAUUGAUGUUAAAAUUUUACAUUGUCUAAAAUAUUUAUCAAUUGACAGUAGAUGAAGGUGGCCUGGAAUCAUGUGGAGUGGUAGAGGGAAAGCUAACCUGAGUUUUAAAAUAUGGUGUCAAAUGAGAAUGUGAAUAACUAAAAAAUAAUUUUUAAAAGGUGUAUUAAUGUUGUUCCCUUUCAUUUAAAACUUAGUGGGAUGUGAAACAUCUUGUUAUGUUGGAUGAAAAUGAGAGCAUGAUUCUUUCCCCCAUAAUCACAAGCAAGUAAUGUUACAAGGUUAGCAAUUCUCAAUUUUAGUCAAGGUAGACUAUAAUUAAUUGUUUAUGCAAAGGCAUAGUUUAUAUUUUGUAUUUUUUUUUUCAGAAAUAAGUUUGGUUAGAUAGAAAUAUUGUCUGAAAACGACUUAGGACUAUUAGGUGUUGUCCUUGGCUUUUGUUUUCCCUUUUGUAUGUUUGUCUUAAUAGUACAGGAAAUCCCCACAUUGCAAGCAGACUGUGUUGUAAAAGUUGAUUUAUAAGUCAGUUGCUUGAAUAUCAUUAGAAGCCAUUUUCAAAAGAAAUAGUGUUACAAGGAAUGGUUAGUUUCCAAGUCUCACUGAUAAAAUCUUAUUUAAACAGAAAUACAGGACUGCAUGUUUGUACUAAAGAAAAAAAUGAAAAUUCUAGUCAUUUGAACAAAAAAAAUGACAAACUAAUUUUUAUCUUGCGUGCUCAUGCUUGAAGAAUAAACAAGUUUAAGUAGGAAAAGAGAGGGAAGUAGAUAGAAUAUACAGAAUGUAUUACAAGAGUCAUAUAGGUUGGUAGCAAUGAUUAUGGUGAUUAAUUUUUCUCUCAUGCUCAUCAGCUACAAUUGGAAUCAUUCUUGGCUUUCAAAGGGAGAAAAGAAAUUUUUCCAGAGGUAAAUAGAAAAGAGAUAAGGCACAAGAGUGAAAAAGGAUCUCUCUGUGGAAUAAAAUUUGCCUGACAUAAAAUUGUUCAUGGCAAAAGCCAGAUGGGAAAAAAUAUAGCAUGCUUAUAACUUAGGUCUUCCUGAGUUGAGGGAAGGGAAGUCAGACAAUCCCCCAUGAUUACUAUCAAGUGCCACUGUUGGCCUUUGACAGCCUUGUUGGCUAUGAUGACUGGGAGAGAAGGGAGACAGCAUACAACCUGCCAUAUAUAUAUGUUAGGUUCACAGAUCAAAGUUUUUGUAACUCACGUGAAACUUAAAGGAUAUGUUUCUUAUUGAAUUUAAAAUAUGGAUUUUUAUAAAGGAUUGUGUUUCAUUUGAAAUGUUAAAUAUUAGGAAACAAAAAUGUAAUAGCUCUAAUACAUUUUCGAUAGAAAAAUAAAUUUUGUAAAGCAAUUCUGAAAAUUUUAAUGCAUCUUGGAUUCCUAAAGCUAUAGUAGGUAAACUUCAUAGACCAUUCUGUAUCUUCCCCAAAAAAAGUUUUCUGGGGAUUUUUUUAUUGCGAUCCCCUUUAUAAGUAAUCAGUUAUAAUUAUUACACAGCAAAGUAUGCAUGAGACACAAUUAAGAAUAUUAUUAUCUGUUGAGUUUUGGAAUUUUAGACAUAAAAUGGACCUAUUAUUGAAAUGUUCAUGUUCCUUUUCCUCCUGC
Molecule: messenger RNA, 4800 nt
Organism: Trichosurus vulpecula (common brushtail)
Lineage: Eukaryota; Metazoa; Chordata; Mammalia; Diprotodontia; Phalangeridae
Gene: THAP5
Product: THAP domain containing 5
Exons: 3
Coding region: 318-1523 (401 amino acids)
Cellular component (GO): nucleus
Source: RefSeq, a predicted model, not a curated record